CAUAAGUGAAAGGUCUCACAACCGAUCAACACUCUGUCACCGCAACACCACAGAAGAAGAAAUCCCAGUUGUCAGUCUCAUGCAGAGUCUCCACGGCGAUGAUUUCAAGCUGCAAAUGUGCCCCCUCGUGUGGCAGCACGUGCAGCUUCGACUGAGCCUCGAACAGCAUUGGACCCAGCACCACGAUGUAGUCGUCCUCUCUGUCACUAGAAGUCGCCGUCGUCCUCUCUCUUCUGACCGCGUCCUCAUGGAGCAGAUCCCACUCGAGUCCAGCACGCGACUAGUGCAUCCAACUUCACGAGAUCUUAGGCGUCUGCGAUUCACACUGCAGGAUGGAGGCAUUCGCCAUCGCUUUCAAGCGUCUGAUGAAGCUGCGUACGAGAAAUGGUGUGUAGCUAUCGCUGACGCCAUUGGCGGGGCUCAGGAGAUGGAACAGACACUGCAGACGACCAACGAGAAGCGGAACCAGGUGGACCAUCUCCACGCUGAAGUCUACGACCGAAACACCACAAACUAUAAACUCAUUCAGCUGCACAGGCCUGACGCCAAGUCCCGUACUGUCGUAAGCGAAGAAGAUCAGCACGAAGAUUGCUCCCCCAUCGACUUGAGUCGGCCACUUGACGUUCAUUACGACGCCUACGAGCCCGACGAAAAGGUUCUCGUGCAUCGCCUUCCAUGCAACAAGCAACCGCGCAACAUUUUAGUAUCUCAGCUCUCGGUUGCCCCUGAAGAUAUUAAUUUUGACAAUCGCGUCGAUAUUUGCAUUGAGAAACAGCAAAGCACUGAACUUGACACUGCAACAAUUAGAUCAUCCGACGACGAAGAAGAAUCGCCAAAACAUUAUCCGGCGAGAUGGAGAGAUCUGUGCCAAUUCCCAAGCGUGUUUGAACGCCCAGUGAAGCAAUGGGGAAGAAUACGUCCGCUUUCAACUCGCGAGACUUUGCGACGACGUCUGAUGUCUGACGCCAGAAAGCACUGCAUACUCCCUUAUGGCUCCCCGAAACAACCUGAAGAUGAAGUUGAAGGUACAUUCAACCUAGGUUUCCCUAUCAAGAUGAGCGCCAGCUAA
Messenger RNA from Phytophthora infestans T30-4, 1069 nucleotides. RefSeq lists its product as uncharacterized. Bases 248 to 1069 code for a protein of 273 amino acids. The record is from RefSeq and is a predicted model, not a curated record. The transcript is spliced from 2 exons. Lineage: Eukaryota; Oomycota; Peronosporomycetes; Peronosporales; Peronosporaceae.